AUGUUUUAUACCCCUAAGUUCCAACGAGUUUCACCAGCUGUUGUAAGUGGAAUUGGAAAAAUGCCCACAUUACCAAUGCUAUGGUUAAAGAAUAGUCAAGAAAAUUUGGAAUCUAUUAACAUUGGAGAGAGGUUAAAGAUUGAGGAUUCAUUUGAAAAUCUUUAUUUCAGUAAGUUAAAGAAAGUUCAAUAUGAGUGUUGGGAUAUGCCAUCGGGAAAAAUUUGGAGUUCAUUUGUUGUUAGACACAGAGAAAUAAUUGAAGACUUGGUAUUAUCACAUUGUAUAUUGUUAUAUGAUUUUUCUGUGAUGGAUAGUCUAAUACGAUUAGAAUUACGUGCGUUUAAUUAUUUUAGAUGUCCAAUUUUAUCUAAUUUAUUGAUUCGAGAUUUUGAAUUAAUUAUUAAAGGGGAUGGAUAUGAACGUAUUCUUGUUGAAUGCAUGGCACUUGGUAGGAACAUAAUGCAUCCUAAUAUAACUAUUGCCCAAUUCCGACCAAGACGGAAUAUAGUUUCAUAUUUACAGAGGAGAUUCAAGAUCAAUUUUAUUCCUCUUCAUGACUGGGAACAUUUUGUGGCAACAUUCAAAUGA
This is a messenger RNA of Scheffersomyces coipomensis, 588 nucleotides long. RefSeq lists its product as uncharacterized. NCBI's taxonomy places the organism in Eukaryota, Fungi, Ascomycota, Pichiomycetes, Serinales, Debaryomycetaceae. The transcript has a single exon. The coding region runs from base 1 to 588 and encodes 195 amino acids. The record is from RefSeq and is a predicted model, not a curated record.